Drosophila ananassae is the source of this 860-nucleotide messenger RNA. Its product is annotated as 23 kDa integral membrane protein. The transcript is spliced from 3 exons. The record is from RefSeq and is a predicted model, not a curated record. NCBI's taxonomy places the organism in Eukaryota, Metazoa, Arthropoda, Insecta, Diptera, Drosophilidae. Gene Ontology annotation, cellular component: membrane. Bases 90 to 761 code for a protein of 223 amino acids.
GAGAGACAGUUCAGUUUUACGAAUUUAUUCGGUACGAACGAACGGAUUAUCCCGCUAACGAACGAAAAGGAAAUUAAAAAACCAGCAAGAUGAAUUGUCUAUCCGCGAUGUUCAAGUACCUGCUGUACUUCCUCAACCUAAUCUUUGUGGCCGGAGGAAUUCUGCUCAUAGUGGUUGGCUCCAUCAUGCUGUCCACCAUGGGCAACUUCACCGCCUUUGAUGGAGCUGUCAACACGCAGACGAUCCCGAUCACCAUCCUCGUUCUUGGCUGUGUCACCUUCGUGGUGGCCUUCUUUGGAUGCUGUGGCACCAUCAGGGAGAAUGCCUGUUGCACUACCAUUUAUGCCAUCUGUAUGCUGAUCCUCUUCGGUCUGCAACUGGCGUUGUCGAUCUGGAUCUUUGCGGCGAACGACAAGUUCCUCACCAGCAUGGGCAAGGUUGUCGACAGGGCCUGGGACGAGAACAAUGCCGCCCAGGGCUAUCCCAUGGAUGCUCUCCAAUUGGCUUUCAAGUGCUGUGGUAACUCCGGUUACGAACAAUAUGGUAAUACUGUUCCUGCCUCCUGCUGCGGAUACAAGGACCGCACCAGGGUGUGUGAGGCCGAAAUUUACACUACAAGGGCCGGAUGCCAGGUGGAGUUCUUUGACUUCUGGGCCUCCAACACUGACAUCAUCCGGUGGAGCAGUCUGAUUAUAGCCCUCUUCGAGUUGGGCAUUUUCAUCAUGUCCUGCUGCCUAGCCAGUGCGAUGAGGAAGCGCUAAAUAAAGAGUCUGAUCCAUGACAUCAGACAUAGCAUAAUUUCAAAAUCACAACUCCAUCACUCGCCGUAAAUAAAACCAAGUAGAUUAAGAUCAAUGAAA